Molecule: messenger RNA, 880 nt
Organism: Astrephomene gubernaculifera
Lineage: Eukaryota; Viridiplantae; Chlorophyta; Chlorophyceae; Chlamydomonadales; Astrephomenaceae
Source: the annotation of a GenBank genome assembly
CAUAUCCUCUCUCAAAACAAUUGUCAAUCCUUGCCGAUAUUUGCUUCUACUUUCACAUGCAAACCUGGAGCGCUUCCCUCUUUCAGGUUAGGAGAGCGCUCGCUCUGCUUCCCUCUCAGCGCUCCUUGUUGAGUACUAUGGCUGAGAGCAAGCGGCCAAAGGCAGCAGCGGAGUCCACAGGACCCAUCGCCACGGCAAUUACAAGCAAAGUAACCGACGCACUGAAGCCAACGCACUUGCGAUUGCUGAACGAUUCCCACAAGCACGCGGGCCACUACGCUAGGGACGGGAGCGCAGCGUCGGAGGCGGGCGAAACCCACUUCAGGCUAGAGGUCACCUCGGAGGCGUUCGCUGGGCUGCCCCUGAUCAAGCGUCACCAGCUCAUAUACGGGCUACUGGGAGACGAGUUUAAAGCGGGGUUACAUGCGCUGUCCAUGACGACAAAGACCCCUGCGGAGGCCCCUACGGAGAAGUGAUAUGGGUGCGGAGGUAGGGGGCUUCAUGAGCAGUAACAGGUGAUUCAAUGCGUCGACUUGGACUGGGUGCAGUUAGUUGCGAAUUUGUGACGCAGCUCUUUCUGAGAUUGAUCCUGGAGGGGAUCCGUAUGAAGGUGUGUCGUGGAGGCGACCCAGAUGUCUGAAAGGUGCCAGUACGCGUGGGACCAGGCGUGUGGUGGUGGUGGCGGCGGUGAGCUGCUUGUCACAGAGCAAGCACACAUACGGGUGCGGUCCAUAGGUUCGCUUGGUGCUGCGUGCGAUCGUCAGUUUCUGAUUCGCUCGUGCUGCAACAUGAAGUUAACACACAUGCUUUCAUUGUUUGGCAACUUCCACGUGCUCGUAUUGGGUGGCCAGCAAUGCCUAGCUGGGUAAUUCCGUGUUCC